Messenger RNA from Drosophila persimilis, 1032 nucleotides. Its product is annotated as cysteine and histidine-rich protein 1 homolog. NCBI's taxonomy places the organism in Eukaryota, Metazoa, Arthropoda, Insecta, Diptera, Drosophilidae. The transcript has 3 exons. The coding region runs from base 1 to 1032 and encodes 343 amino acids. Gene Ontology annotation, cellular component: nucleus. The record is from RefSeq and is a predicted model, not a curated record.
AUGUCGAAUGCCAACCCCAAUGACAACAACAACGAGCAGCCCCCAGCCGCCAAGAGGCAGCGAUUGUCAGAUGUUGCAAGUAAAGAUGAAAGUACUUUGAAUGAGAUUUCGACUACUAUGGACAGCAGUGAGGGUGAGGUCGGCGGGUCCUCGGGUGGUGGCGUCUCCGAUCUUCGUGAGCUACUGCAUAACAUACUGGUGUGCGUUGUGUGCCGCGAGGUUCCACAACCACACGACUUCUAUCAGUGCAGCCAUGGGCAUAUCAUGUGUGAGGACUGCAAGACCGCCGUUCUGGCUGUUGCCAUCUUCAAUAAAACGCGUGCCUGCUGCCCAAGUUGUCGAUCGCUCAUUAGAAACUACGAUCAGGAGCAGAAUCUAGUGGUGCGCCAGACGCUCUGGGAGCUACCCAUCAGCUGCCCCAGCUGCAAUGACCAGUUCUCAGAUAGGAAAGAUCUCUCCAGACACUUGGAGUUCGUUUGCCCCUACAAGGACAGCGUCUUACAUGAUUCCGACUGUGGGUUUCCCCAGAAGCAGGGAAAGGAGAUCCUAGAUAUUCUGCUGCAUGUCGAAGACAGGGAGCUUGAGGCCCAAAAGCCCGUGUUGAAGCUCCAUCGGGUGCUGAGUGCUAGCCGGGUGGAAUUUUUCACCUUGAGAAUGAAGUGGAUACACCACUCAGAGGGUUUACACCCACGGACCCUCGAAUCUGAGACGAUUCGUGCCUUUGAGGAGGAUUGGGUGCUGCGUCUACGUCUGAAAAGAGCUGGGGAAAAAAUCACCGUCAGCGGCCAGCUAUUGCUUUCGACUACCCCACGAGUGUCCCUCAUGGUUGACCAUUUGAUCCAGAUGCCGCAGAGUGUCUGCAGCGCCAAGCAGCUGCACGACAUACGCCCGCGUAUCUACCGCCAUAUUUUCGAUUCAACCGGCAAGUGCGCAAACCGCCAGGAGCUUCCCUUGGCGGGACCUCAGGCCCUGUACCGGCUAUUUGCCAUGACCCGGAUCCAGCUCCGUUUGUGGAUGUUUUUGCAUUAUUGA